CUUCUGCCCCUGCAACCAUGGACGCCACCUCGCCCGGUGCCCCCGGCGGGGACGCGGACGCUGCGCCCGAGAGCCUGCGCUCCAAGCUGUGGGCGGCAGUGGGGCAGAGCAAGGCUAUCCGAACCAAAGAGAUGCAGGAGUCCUGUGCCUUCUACGACUGCGUUCGCAAGGAUGCUCGGAAACUUCGCCCCGAAGUGGUGGUGGACGUCUGCGGCGGCCACGGCGCCCUGGCGCUGCUCUUCCUGGCGCACGGCCAGGCGCAGCAGGCGACGAUCAUCGACCCGCAGCGGCCGGCGAGCCACGCCACACUGCGUGAGGCAUGGUCUUCCUUCGUCACCGGGCCGAUUUCCUAUGAUCAGCGGCCCUUGCAGCAGGCCCUGCCAGAAGUUCUCAAGGGCAAUUCCAAACGAAUGCUGGUGGUGGCCUGCCACGCAUGUCAACACUUGGCGCGUGAGAUCAUCGAUCACUGCAUGGCGCACAACACGGCCUUCGCGGUGUGUCCAUGCUGCCCCAAGGACCACCAAGGACAUCUCCAGGCGGCCGCCAAGUCGUUGGAGGUGGAAUUCCCUGCAGCCAUGAUCCUGGCGGAGAUGGGUCGCCUGACUGCGCAGCACUGCGCUUGUGCGCUGCGAAGCUUUGAUGCCAAGGUCUCGCCUCACAAUCGGGUGAUCUUCGGACGCCCGGGUGCCGGACCCCAAGAGGCAUCAGGAGAAGCAGAGGAGAAGCUGCGCCGUGCAUAUGCCCGAGCACAUCAUCCUGGCUCAGCGGAUGGGCGUGCCGCGGGUCUUUGGUCCAGCGCAGAAGCCGUGGCUACAGCUGCAGCUGGAAUCGAUGCCGGACCGGAGGAAUUGAAGCAGAAGGAGCAAGCGGUGCGUGAACUGCUUUCUCCCGUGACGGGUCAAGACAUUUGGGAACGGCUGGAGGUGCGCGAAUCUCCACGACGUCAUUUUCGGGCCAGGACGGUGGUGGCGGUGGGUGCCCCGAACACGGCCAACUUGUCGCCUGAGGAGAGUGGCGGUCUCUUCAGGUUUGUUCCAACUUCCAGUGGCUACCAGCUGCAGUCGACAAUUCCCACGGAGACCUUGCUGCCGCAGAUAGCGGCUGCUCUGCCAGCCCUGGCGCAAUUGCUGAGCUCGUUCUCCGAGUUUCUGGCGCCGCGCUGCGUGAAGCUCCACGGCACCUUGGGGACAUCUCAGCUGCUCUGCUGCGUUUGGAAAAGAUGCAUCCUAUUCCUGGUUCACUGCUUGCACGCGCGUUUAUCCAAGCUGACUUGGAGUCUCCAAAAGUCAUAUUGCUCUUGGAAGGCCUGGCAGCAGUUGCACGUCAGCAAGGAUGGACAUGCUUGAGCCCCAGCGGUCUUGAGCAGACUGAUUUCCAGAAACAGUGCGCCGAAACGAUUCAAGACUUCCUUCCAUCCAUCCUGGUGAACCAACGUCACGAGAUGGGCCCACUGCUCAGCCUGGUGCUGCCGCACUGCGACGGAUCUCACCUGAACUUGGAGCUGGAUCCCCUGGACCUCCAGCUUUCCCGGUUGGACCGGGCGGUGCGCACUCGGCGCGAUGAGUUCUUGGAGGACCUGGGUGUGCAGGUGUUGAGAUUGAAGGUCAGGGACCAGGAUGAUUUGAGGUACCACCUGCUGCAGAUCUUUGGACAUCCCGCGAAGCCUGGCAUGGAUGACAUUCCUGCAGAGCCGCCAGCAUCGGAGGUGGGGCCUCUGGAUGAGGAGGCAGUGGCGAUGUGUGGACAUGUGUGGAAUGAGAUGGAAUCCGGAAGAGUGCAGCAUGAAAGCUUGCUGUGAAGGAUUUGACUUUUUGAAAAUCUACAAGAAGGAGUCCAGGGACCAUUUGAGAUGGCUUGGUAUGUGCGCUUCUGGUCUGUGC
Molecule: messenger RNA, 1880 nt
Organism: Cladocopium goreaui
Lineage: Eukaryota; Dinophyceae; Suessiales; Symbiodiniaceae
Source: the annotation of a GenBank genome assembly